AUGGAAGGCCCCGUUGGAGACCAACGUCUGGAGUUUGUCAUUAGACUGUACAAGCCUCCGCGCGGCCGCCUCCGUCUCCCCACCCCAUUCGCAAGGGAGAUGGAGCUCAAACAGCCGCGCGCGUUGAAACUGCACAUGUGGGGCUGCGGGAAUGGCAGCAUACGGGUGGAUGUGGAUUUCCCCACCCCUCAUGUCAUGUACUUUCGUCGAGGCUGGAAGACUUUUGCCCGUGCCCAUAGCUUGUCGAAAGGGCACGUCCUCCAUUUCAAGUUAAUGGAGGCUGAUUUCCUUUCCAUCAAGGGUUUUGUGAGCUCGGGUGUUCGCUUAGGGUGCUGCGCGGAGAGCUCGACCGACGAUGAAAGCUCCUCCUCAAACGAUAGUGACGAGGAGGACAGUGACGGCGAUGACGAUGGCGCCGACCGGGAGGGCGAUGACUCUGACUCCAGCUGA
Messenger RNA from Aegilops tauschii subsp. strangulata, 450 nucleotides. Lineage: Eukaryota; Viridiplantae; Streptophyta; Magnoliopsida; Poales; Poaceae. The record is from RefSeq and is a predicted model, not a curated record.